Messenger RNA from Physella acuta, 2835 nucleotides. RefSeq lists its product as uncharacterized. The record is from RefSeq and is a predicted model, not a curated record. Gene Ontology annotation, molecular function: histone H4K20 methyltransferase activity; protein binding. Gene Ontology annotation, biological process: negative regulation of gene expression, epigenetic. NCBI's taxonomy places the organism in Eukaryota, Metazoa, Mollusca, Gastropoda, Physidae.
AUGACGUCAUUUACAUCCAUGGCUUGUGGACUUCCUGGUGAUGACGUCGCCUACACGAUGGAAAACGAAGUACUGAAAAAAUGGGGAUUUCCCGAUACAUUUAUAGAACUAUCCUCCAACCGAAACGAAUUCGACGAAAACGUCGAAACACCAGAAAAUGAUAUCUACGCUUCAGCAAACACCGCCACAAGUACCGGAAAUAAAUCAGCGGAUGUUGACGAAGACAAAGUACCGGACGAGUCUACCGACGAGGACUAUGAAAUGGCGCAUGCCGCGUAUCAGAGCGGUCAGUACUGCGACUGUCUGAUAUACCUAGAUGACGCCUUCCUGAGCCUGAGCCCGACCAACGCCCUAAAGCUGUGGACCCUCAAGGCUAAUCUCAUGAACGCCAUGGAGGAUCAUCUGGAGGCGCUCAGGGCCAUCUCCAACAUUGACCUUAGUCACAUGACGUUUGAGCUAUUUAUAGCUGGAGCCGUUGCCAUGGAGAAGCUUGGUCUUCUCAUCACCGCCGAACACUGGCUGAAAAAGGUUGUCAUGGCAACGAGAAAGACGGCGUCAAGCGAGGGUAGCGCGGAACAGUGGGCGCAUCGGGCAUUCCACAUGUUGCAGGAGAUCCACACACGUCGCACGUAUGAGCCCUACAUCAAGGGAGCGAAGGUGAAGGUCACCAACACCAGCAGCGGGCGUGGCCUCCACGCCACGCGCAACAUCUCCAAAGACGAGGUCAUCUUCACGGAGCUGCCGGAAGUCUGUGAGCAGAGCAUCGCCACCUGUAACAUCCUGGCCUGCGCUCACUGCGGCCUCUCCCUGGCCAAGCCUCAGAACGUUUUCCCCAGAGAAUGCACGGCAGUGGGGGACAAUAUGAAAACCUUCAAGAAAGUCUGGGUCAAAAGGGAAGUCACCCAGUGCAAUAAUUGUAACAGAGUUGUCUAUUGUAGUGAAUCUUGUCGGCAAGAAUCGUGGACAAAGUACCACAAAGUUCUAUGCUCAUCAGCCCAAAACACGACGACGGCCAUGUUGUAUGACGUCAGACAGUCCUUCACUGAGGUGCGGCCCAGUGAGGGUGGGUCCUGGCAGGGGUGGUGGAACGUGGAGUUCAGCCCCGUCUUGUUGGCGCGGCUCUGGGCCACCAUUGUCUGCAGGGCCAAGCUGGACAUGGGCCAAUCACAGCAGCCGUCAAAAAUAGACUGGGUCAAGGCCGGCUCACAGUUUGAGAAGUACACAGGAAAGGGAAGUAACUCAGCUCAUGAAACCAUACCAAAAAUGUUUGAACUCCUGGCCACCAUUUUUAAAAGGAGUAAAACCUUACGCUAUGACAUCACGAAAGAAGACUUCGACAAGCGUCAUUCACAAAUCCUGACCAACUACAUCACAUUCUAUGACGACAAAGACCCGCUACGUCACUUUAUCGACAAGUUGGCCCAGGAUCGCAAGCGCUACAAGAGAAUGAGCAAGUAUCUCCAAGAACCGCUACCCAGGGCAGAGUUCCAUGGGUUAUUUCCCCUGGCCUCUACCAUCAACCAUUCCUGCUUGCCGAAUGCAGAAAUCAUCAGCACCGCUGUGAACGGGAGGCCGGGGAUCUGUGUGCAGGCUGUUGAGAACAUAGCAGCAGGCGAUGAGAUCUUCGUGUCCUACAUCAACCCCGACCAGGACAAGGCAGGUCGCAGGCAGGCGUUAUGGAGGCGUUACAAGUUCAUCUGCCAGUGCAUCAAGUGCACCUUCCAAGGUGACGGUCCUGACACGUGUACUCACUGUGGGAAAACUGUAGCAGACGUGGACAGAUUCAGUGGAUCUAACAGGAGCAGCGGGCAAGAUACUGGGGUGUUUUCUCAACCAAACAAAGAUACACCAACAGAUUUGUUGUCGUCUGCAGAUGGACCAAACAAAGAUACACCAACAGAUUUGUUGUCGUCUGCAGAUGGCCCAAACAAAGAUACACCAACAGAUUUGUUGUCGUCUGCAGAUGGCCCAAACAAAGAUACACCAACAGAUUUAUUGUCUGCAGAUGGCCCAAACAAAGAUACAUCAACAGAUUUGUUGUCGUCUGCAAAUAGCCCUAACAAAGAUACACCAACAGAUUUGUCAGAAUCUGACCAACGUUCCAACAACCCCCCUGCCCCCACACCUCAAGUAUCAGAUGACCUUAACUUUGUUAGCCUAUCGGUUAACUGUAAUAAAGUUGACAAUGUUGUAGACACAAACGUUAACAAUCUAACAAACAGUAUUUCAACGUCAAAUUUAGUUAACGACAAAGAAAGCAAAUUUUGCGAUACGCAGCUUUCAUCCAAUAACAAAGAUUCAAUUUCAGUUGAAAGUCAGAUAGACUUCAAUAGCUCAACAUUAGAAGACAACAAACACGAUAUAAAUGACACAAUUGUUAGUGAUGAGAGGAAACAUUCUCAAACAGGGACAGACGUAUUGGCAGGUGAAUCCCCAAAAAAUGAACUAGCUACCGAAAAUCAACAUGAACAUUCAAGCUGCACUGUAGACGAAAGUGUUCCAAUUAGCCCGGACUUACAGCAAGUGCUUCCACAUUGUGAAAACCCCGUAGAAUCACCAGAAAAUGGGUUAGUUACCGAAAAUCAACACGAACAUUCAAGCUGCACAGUAAACAAAAACCCCGUAGAAUCUCCAGAAAAUGGACUAGUUACCGAAAACCAACAUGACCACCAUUGCUGCACUGUAAAAGACUGUGGAGAAACCAGCCAAGUCUCCCAGAAAAUGUUUCCCCACUGUGGCAGGUGUGGAGCCGCCUGGUACUGUUCGCAGGUGUGUCAGAGGGAGGCGUGGAAGAAGGGACACAAGAAAAUUUGUCUCAAACAAACUAAACUUUAA